CACACACACGCACGGACGGACACACACCCGCACGCACACGCGCACGUAACAAGCACACACGCACAGGCAGCCCGCACCCUGGCUCCCGCUCCGCCACCCCGCGCCCAGGGGGAAGAUGAGCUCGGGGGACGUGGUUUGCACCGGAUGGCUUAUCAAAUCACCCCCCGAGAAGAAACUCAAGAGAUACGCCUGGCGGAAGCGCUGGUUCGUGCUGCGCAGGGGCCGUAUGAGUGGGAAUCCCGAUGUGCUGGAAUACUACAGGAACAACCACUCCAAAAAGCCCAUCCGCAUCAUAGACCUCAAUGAAUGCGAAGUGCUGAAGCACUCAGGGCCCAAAUUCAUCAAGAAGGAAUUUCAGAACAACUUUGUCUUCAUUGUGAGAACCACCUACCGCACCUUCUACCUGGUAGCCAAGACUGAGGAGGAGAUGCAGAUCUGGGUGCACAAUAUCAGCCAAAUCUGUAACUUUGGACAUCUAGAAGAUGGCACAGGUUCUGUGGAGAGCCUAUCUCACACGACCUCGUCCCCACAGCCCUCACCGGCCGCCUCCACCCAUGCCUCCCGCAUCGCCGACCCCUCCUUCUCAGCUGACCGCACUGCUGCUGAUGCUGCUGCUGAGGAGACCCCCAGUGAGUCCGAGUCAGUCUUCCUCCCUGACUACCUCUUCCUGUCCAACUGUGAGUCGGGCAAGCUCAGCCACAACAGGUGUGACAGCUGGUCAAACUCAGACAGAUCUUUGGAGCAAACAUCAUCAGACGAUGUUUUUGUUGACUCCUUGCAACCACCGCCCUCCUUGUACCUUGUACAGCCAACCAGUGCUGGCACUGUGCACAAGGUCGGAGCCCCAGUGGCAAAUUCCAGCAUCGUGUCCAGGAACACAGAUAUUAGUGGGUCAUCCAGUGACUUUUCCUCCUCUUCUCCACUGCUGGGGAAGCCACUGACACCAACGUUUCAGAUUGACAAGAGCCAAAAUGCGCUGCCCUAUGGUGUAACCCAGCUGGAUGUGCUGUCCAACACGCCCCCACCGCGGCCGCCCAAGCCAACCCACUUAUCAGACAGGAGAGGAGGUGAGGUGGGCAGCGGAGCCCUCCAGAAUGGGCACACAGGGAUCUGCCGGGCUCAGGUUGCUCUGGUACCCAGAAGGAUCUCCUUGUCCAGCUUGGACAACAUGAGGAGCUGGAAAGAUAUGGAAGGCAGUUCCCUAAGAAGUCGAGAGAAGAGGCUUAGCUUGAAUUUGCCAUGCCGGUUCUCCCCGCUGUACUCGACGGCUGCGGACAGCACGGAGGACAGCUACAUGCCCAUGCGCCCCAGCACCUCUCCCUCCGCACCCAGCUCCGACUGUUCCCCUGAUGGCUACAUCCCCAUGAGCCCUGGCUCAGCCACCUUCACCUUCCCUGUUGUCAGCACUGAAAAACUCACCAGCCCAUUGCCUGAGCUUCCCUCCAACAUGGAGCCCCCUCCAGUGAACCGAGACCUCAAGCCUCGUAGGAAGUCACGACCACCUCCUCUGGACUUGAGGAACCUCUCCACAAUUCGGGAGCAUGCUGCUGUGACCAGGAUGUGGACUGUGCCUUACAAUCGAAUGAGCUUUAUCUCACCAGAAAGAGACAGUAUUAAUUCAGCAAGAAUAUUUGCCAAUUCAGUUUCCGGAGAAGAGGAAGAAAGUUACAUUCAUAUGGAACACAGACAGGCCGCAUCUCCAUACAGCGGUGCUUUUCCAUGGACAAGGAAAUCUAACCUUGAUUACUUAGCACUGGAUUUUAACUCUGCUUCUCCAUCCCCUGUGCAGAAGAAACCUUUUCUGUCUGAGGAACAGAGAGUGGACUAUGUCCAGGUAGAUGAACAGAAGACUCAAGCUUUACAGAACACUAAGCAGGAAUGGACAGAUGAAAGACAAUCAAAAGUGUGAAGGAAGAAGAUUUGGGAUCUGGAGGGUUUUUUUUUUGCACUGGAGCCGCAAUGUUAAUGAAGCAGCUAGCACAGUAGAGCUCAAAGAUGCUUCAAGUCUGUUGAGGCAUUUUUACUGGAAACCUUUGAUUUCAGCUGGAAAAAGUAAGUUGUGUGAGUGAGUGGUUCACUGAUGUCUAAAGUAAUGCAUUAGCCUUUUUACUACCCUUACCAGUAUGGUACAUGGUACAAUUUUCUGGCAUGAUUCUGCAACGAGUCAUAUACUUAACAUUCACAAAUUCACUACAAGUUGUAUUAAUCUACUUUGUCCUGCCUUCUCCUCUGUCACUUAAUUCCUAUUAAUUCCUCAAACUAUUUUUUGAUACCCCUAAAAAUGCUGCAGGUACUCAGAGUGCUUUUAUGGCAGCAGGCAUCUGACAGGUUUUGGUGACUAAUCAACAAAGGGCUAAAAUACUGAAACAAUAAAAAGAACCUUUUUUGAAUAUAUAGUGCUUAAGCAAAGAGAAUUUUGAAAAAUAUUUUUCCCCUGGGUUUAAAAGGUCUGGCUGUGAGCUGAUGCAGUCAGAACUCAAAACAGGACUACACACCCAUGCAACUGGAAUGCAUGGUCUUUGACCCUCUGUGUGACAGUCAUUGUAUUAAGCUUCUUCCCUCCAUUGUGGCUCAUACUUGUCACUUUUCUGUCUGAUUCCUACUGAUAUUUUCUCCCCUGUCUUGGAAAGUGUCUUUGGCACAGCCCAACUGCUCUUCUAGUAGGAGGCUGUAGCCACACAGCUCUUGGAUGGCCAAAAAAUAGAAAGGGAAGCUGUGAGCCUGUUUCUGCAAGCCUUGAGAGAACUGUCAGAGGAUCAAGACUGCUUUCAUCUGAACGGCAGAAGAAAUGCCAUUGAAAUUGCUGGUAGCAGUCAUCAGUCUGAUUGUUUCACUAGACCCACCCCAAAAUAAAAAAGAGCAUUAGGAAGUUCAGUGUGCUCUGCAAGAGGCCAAGAGCCUGCCAAAUCAGGACAACAAUGUGCUCAUGCAGCAUGAGGACGUCUGGGCUCAGGAAGCCUAUCUACCUUGGGACUUGUUAUCAGCACUCUCUCAGGAUGACAUAUCUGUAUAGUUUAUAAAAUAUUUAACUUCAAAUGCUUGACUGCAGUCUUUAUUUUACAGUGGCACAUGGCCACUUGAUUCAUGGAAGUAGGUAGUGACGCAGAGUGACCCACACUGGAUUUGGUCUCACAGGCUUUGCUCCUGUACAUGAGUCCCAGUAGCCAUAAGAGGUCUGAUCCUGUCAACAUGGAUAGACAGACAGGACCCUUACAAAAGAUUUCUUCUCUGACAAUGCCAAUUUACUGGCCUCCCCUCAUGUGCCUGUUGUUAGCACAUUGCAUUGCUGUAACCUGACAUCCUAAAAAUUCUGAACUACCAAACAGAGGUCACAGAAAUGUCAUUGCAGAAACCACUGGCAUUUGAAGGCUCCUACUCAACUACUUCCCUACACCCCAUCUACUCCAAUCAUUCAGGCACUCUGGGAGGCUGAGUCGCUCGUCCUGUGGGAGAAGCAGCAUAGCUAAUAGAAACAGUUUUCCUCCUACCUCAAGCGAGCUGAAGGGCUUGCAAGUCUCACUGCUUCUUUAGCCCAGCCCCUGGGGAUCUAUGGUGACCAGGAUCUCACUAGGUUACCCUGCAAGAACAAGGUUCACCAGCGCCUUCACUGACUGGGGCAAACUGGGCACCCAGGCCUGUGGGCAUGAAGUGUCCUGGACUAGAGCUGCUUGGAAUACUGGGGUUAGUCCUGCAGAUAGCUGACCUGCUGUUCCAUCCUACUCUGCUCCUCCCCUUCCUCACCAAAGCUCUCAAAUGAAAGCUGAUGUUCAUAAAAACUUUGCAAAUAAUUCCAACUUUUCCAUACAUAUCUUGUCUGUCUGGUGCAAAAUUCAGUUUGUCAAAACCCAGCUGUUUCGUCCUCUGAUUUAGCAGAGCUAUGAGCACCCAUGCCCUGGGAGUGAUAUUGUGUCAGGGGCAGGGUGUUUGGGGAGAGGCAGUGGAGAUCUACACCUACACAGAGGUGUCAGAGAGAGGGAAGCAUGGAAGGACCACGGAUACUUUGCCUUUCUGCUCCAAAGAAUUGUCUUCCUUUCAAAGUGUGCAAAUAGCACGUGUUGCUGAAAGCUCUUGAUAUGUGCUGAUGUACUGAAAGGGUUAAAAGAACAGCUAAAAUAUGUCUUAAAUUGCAGACAGACAACCUCCACAAAGGGUGAGCAAAGUUAUGUUCUGCUACUGCAGGUCCUGGAUUGUGGAGAGAUGGCAGGCAGGAAAGCCUCUGAUGCAGAUCAGAAUCACAUACAGAUCAGCUCAUGUUUGGAGUGUUUCCUUUCAUGCUGUCAGACAAUCAUCUGAAGUGGAAAAACACCAAGUUAUUGGAGACUGACUCUGUUGUUAUUCUAGUUUAUUGUAAGAAUAUUUGAACUUCAGCAAACCUGGCUAACAGAUCAUUCAGAAGUUUAGAGAAGAAAAAGCUGUAUGUGGAUUUUUACUCCCCUAAAAGGACAUAAGCUUAUAGCUUGACAGGGACUGUCCUUAGAUUAGAAUGGCCCCUUUCAACUUCCUGUGUCCCCUGCUUGCUCUCACAACACUCUUAUCUUGAUCAAAUGCUGCUCACUGGUUUCUAACUUUCACUUUUAACUUGAAGCUAAGUUUGGGGGUUUAUUCCUAUUUUUUUAUGUAACAUCUGAUUUUAUCGGCUGCUCCAGGGCACAUGACAUACAUUCCUGUGCAAGUACAACACAUGAAACAGGAGCAAUUAAAAAAUACUGGGGAAAACUAUUUAAAAGCAGAGCAGUCCUUCUCAAAGGCUUUUAUUUCUUUUGUUUUGGUCAAAUUCCACUAUACUUGAAAGAGGGUAAAGAGGAGGAAGAUGGUGGGAGGAUGGCAAAGGCCAAAUCUGUUUUGGCCACCUCACCACUAAGGAUUUGGGUGUGAAGGGAGCUACAGCAGCCACAACUGACAAACCUGUGGACUAGUACCCAUAGAGCCAGCUGGUGGGACUGGAGGAGUGUUACAGAGCAAAAAGGAGUUACUGUUUAGUUAAGUCUGAUCUUAAUCCCUUGGCCAAGGAAGAAAGAAAACCUGAAAACUGAGUCAGCUUUUGACAGUGUCUGAAAAUAUACCCCAGGCCAGAGCCCUUGAUUAGUACUGGCCCUGGGGCCAGCCAGGCACAUUCCUGAUAGUGUCCUCUUUUUACCAUGGGUCUGUUAUUUGCAUGUACUUUUUUCAAAAGUGUAGUGAGAGCUGAUGCAGAGAGAGACUCUGCACAUAAAUAUAGAGUGGCCAGUGGCCCCUUAGCCCUGUGCUGAGGGAAUUGGAAUUGCCCAGCCCGAGUAUUGUAAUGCCUUCUCUAGCACUGCUGGGUCCUCUCAUUUAAAAUGGGGAGAGUGCUAAAUGAGAAGAACAGUUUUAGUUUAAUUGGAAAUGCCACCUUGUGGAGUUGCUGGAUGCAGCUUGGUUGCAGGAUGACAUGGAAAACAACCAAGCUCAAUGGUUUGAGUCCUGUGGUUAUUGUUGGGGCCAUCAGCUGAUUUCCCCACACUGAUGUGUUUAGUAUGUCCUUACUCAUCUCCUUCAAUGACUGCACAUUUGAUCAAGGCAGAGCGGUCCACAACUCAUUUGCUUUUUGGACUAAACUACAUUUUACAUUUAUAAAUCCUUUAUGAUAGUAGGCAGCAUUAAUUUCCUUACUGGCAGAAAUGAGCACUUAACCUGAGGAGUGCCAGCAGCCAUGUAACUGGAGCAAGGCGUUUUCAGCUAGCUCACUUUGCCAGUGAUAGCACCUGCAUUCUUCAUUGUCACUAACUACAGAUUGUCCUAGAUGUAGAUUUUGGAGUUGCAUUCACUUGCAGUGAUUCAGAGGUUUAAUAAUUCAAAGACCAUCAGAUGCUGUGAUGACAACAAAACACAGGGUAAUGCCUUCCCUUUGUCCCCGUUCUGCAAAACUUGCUCAGGUUUUUUUUUUAAAAAAAGCCACCAAAAUAGCAGACAUAUGCCAUGUCAAAGCCAGGAUAUUUUUUUUUAUUUUCAAAUAAAAAUAAACUUUUUCUCGUGCAAAUGAAGCAUUAUACAUUUUUUUGUAUUUGUAAAUCUGUGGGGAAGCAUUAAGCAGUCAUCUCUGUUAUGAAGGGACAUGUCAUUGCUAGAGGGAAGGGGCUCACCUUCCUAAUGUUUCAUUGUAAUGUUUGGUGUAUAUAUUUGCACAUUAAGCUGUAUCUUUUUCUAAUAAAUUAAUAUAAAAGAUA
This is a messenger RNA of Pseudopodoces humilis (Tibetan ground-tit), 6185 nucleotides long. RefSeq names its product GRB2 associated binding protein 3 (gene GAB3). Gene Ontology annotation, biological process: signal transduction. Gene Ontology annotation, molecular function: signaling adaptor activity. The record is from RefSeq and is a predicted model, not a curated record. Gene Ontology annotation, cellular component: cytoplasm. Lineage: Eukaryota; Metazoa; Chordata; Aves; Passeriformes; Paridae.